Messenger RNA from Stylonychia lemnae, 846 nucleotides. The record is from the annotation of a GenBank genome assembly. NCBI's taxonomy places the organism in Eukaryota, Ciliophora, Spirotrichea, Sporadotrichida, Oxytrichidae.
AUGAGCAGUGAUGGAAAUUGUAUGGGCAUUAAGAGACCUUCUUUGUUCUUUGUUAUAUUCGAUUUUAUCAUUUUCAUUGUGCUUAUAAUUGGACUUUUACAAAUAGCCUAUUCUGCGGAUAAUAACAAAGCUGCAAAAUAAAAAAAUGGGAGAAAUAGGUUCGGAAGUUUAGAUGAGGAAAAGAAGAGUAAAGAUAAAGACAAAUUUAGCGACUCUUCCAUGAAACUUGACUCUAUCGUUGACAAUACUCUAAUGGACAUGAUUACUAAUAAUAUAAACGGAGAAGGAGCUUUGUAAGACAUGGAAUCCAUGCCAGAUAACACUGAUUUUUCAAAUAUUGGUGGAGGGGAUUCACCUUUCUAACAUAGUAGAAAAAGAGGUGAGUCUGAGUUAUCAUAGUAGCAAAUGAAUAGAAUACUUUUCACCUUCCAAAGUGACAAUAACUUUUUUGAAAUGAAAAGACCCAGAAUAUAAAGUGAGAUCAAUCUCCAUAGGUUUGAUGAAGUCAGAAAUAAUGGAAUAAUUCGUACGAAUUCCUCAAUGAAAAAAUAAAGAAGACCUACAUACAGCUUUCACAGCAAUAGAACAAAAAUUUCAAUAGCUCACUCAGCAAAUAGUGAUGCAAUAAUCAACGAUGAUUCAGUUUAUGGAAUUUCUCAAGAAAGGAGACGCAAACUAACUAUGGUACUUUUUGGGUCUCCAAUCAUAGAGGACGAUAACGAUUAAUCACAAAAAAGUUUUAAACUUGAUUCUGGGUAGCAAUCUCCAUAUGAUGAGAUUCGAAUUUCUGAUGAAGAUGUUGCUGUGGGUCGUAGUAGUAUUAUCAAAUGUAAGACUUUAAGAUGA